GGAAGUCCACAUUUCGGCGAAAAGCGAGCGAAAGGUAGACAAUGCUGAAAUGAUGUAAUUUUCUCCUUAACGGCUGAUAAUCAUCCAAUUCAACAGUGGCCCAGUAACAUCGUUAUCACAAUGAAUCGAGAAAACGAGGAACAGCGACCAGUUCCUCAGACGUUAUGCGGCGCGCUGCAAAAAGAACCGAACUGCAAAUGCUUGGUGCUGACAGUCCUCAUAUACGGCUGUCUCGCGGCAGUAACAUGGUGCAGAUGUGCCAACGUUACCAAGAUUAUGGUCAACUAUACCAAAUUCCCCAUUAGAAGCACGAGACAUGUAUCAUCGCCUUGUGAUGACGGCUAUAUAUAUAUUCCGGUAGCAUUUAUGGGGAUGCUGUAUCUGGUUUAUCUGGUGGAGUGCUACCACUCGCCAAUCAGGAUCGAUCUAUUACACGCGGAGAGCCAGGACAGCGUGUUGUCCAAAUUGGCACAGCUAAAGAUGGCACAGCCGCGAAUAUGGUGGAAAGCAGUUUCCUAUCACUACGUGCGCAGGAAACGGCAAAUCACGCGUUAUAGGAAUGGAGAUAAUUAUACCACCACACAGGUCUAUUAUGAAAGGGUGAACACACACUCAGCUACUACUCACUACUAUUACGACUAUUGCGGAGUGAAAGACAUCAGUAAAGAAUUGAUAUUCGAGGCCAAGAUACCAAUUACGAAGAUCACGCUUACCAAGGGCUUUGCAUUUUCGAAUAUAAGGUCCGCUACGGAAUUUGAGGAGGCACGAUCACGAUUUUUCGCCGAACAAGAACUUAGUGACGACUAUAUGGAGAUGAGAGAAGGUCUUGAUCUCGGGUACAAUGUUAACACGAUGCUGGUUGCCGUUUUCGGUAAUCCGUGGUUUAUAAAUCACUAUAUUUAUUGGAGUUUGAGCGCUCUGCUGCUUAGUUGGCCGUUACGAGUAAUCAUCGAGUACAAAACACAAUACGCCGAUUAUCAGGUAAAAACAUUCUUGAAUGGAGUUAAAUAG
Messenger RNA from Mycetomoellerius zeteki, 1011 nucleotides. RefSeq names its product transmembrane protein 151B. NCBI's taxonomy places the organism in Eukaryota, Metazoa, Arthropoda, Insecta, Hymenoptera, Formicidae. The coding region runs from base 121 to 1011 and encodes 296 amino acids. The transcript has 6 exons. The record is from RefSeq and is a predicted model, not a curated record.